AAUGCUUUUAAAAUCAUUUUUGUUAUAGCUAUUGUAAAGCCAGUAUAUGAAAAUUAAACGUUUUUUCUGUAGAGACCAGAGUCUAAAAAAUUGGCAGAAAACUAGUUUUUUCGACUGAUUAAACAAUUGUGGGCGGCUAUAAGUCUCUUGCCAGAGUAAUAAAUCUCAGCAGUCGCGUAUAUCUGCAUGUAUUUUGUGGCUUUUUCUCGUUGGUAACAAGUUGGUUUUAGAGACAAUUAAUAAAACUGGUUGAAAAGUGAGACAUAGCCAGCUGUGAGAAUGAAGCCAGGUAACUUUCUGGCACUCUGUGGCGUGGCCUUAGCUAUUGCGACCCUGCAGAUCGCCGAUGCAGAACUUCAAUUGGCCUUUAUGAACGAUUACAAUGCGUACAAGUUCUACUUGAUGUAUGAUACUGGAUCCGCACCAACAAGUAUUGAGUACAAAAUCACUGUUACCAGCGGAGACCUGACUACCUUCGUGUCUCUAAGCAGCAACACUAGCGAUCCCAACUACUUUACAUGCGGGGGCACAUCAGCAACGAUUGUGUUCAAAAUCUGUACGGCAGUGAUUGGCGAUCUGGCAGACUGGAGGUUCCAGCAACUCCCCGACGUGUCUGUUGUCUUCAGUGAAAAUGGCAGCACUAACGAAUUCCAAGCCGACUACUUCGGCCGAAACAUGGAAUUUGUGCCACUUGACAGCGGCGCAGCUCGACAAGUGAAUACAGGGACAUACCCAAGUUGGACUGCACUUAGCCCCACUUUCGGAUUGACGGGAACAUUGGAUUUUAAUGCUAUCGGAUACGACACGAUUCCCACUACUUAUCAACCAUCUUCCAGUAACGGGCAAUUGGUACAAGUUACAAUCAACUAUGAAGGAGUUGUGGGCACAAUUUCAGCAGGAACGAGCACUGUGGGAAAUCAGGGCAGCCUGGCGAAUUUAAACAAUCCGAGCUCAAUUACCUUGUUCUACGGGUCUCAAGGUGGUCAGUUGUGUGGUUUGCAGUUCAACACUGAAGCCUCAAUAGGUUGCAGCACUGUCUCAGAGCGGUACUCAAUCAGUUCGGGGUACCAGUUCGCGGGUUUCAUUUCUCUGCGAAGUGGCGUGAAUUAUCUCCUUGUUCCCAUUCAAUACCAGCUGUUGAAAGCGAGCGUGGCGUACUACCGUAACAAAGAUUCUUCGAGCUCCGACUUCUUUUUCAAAAUUCACUGGCGAGCUACAAGUAUCACCGUCACAUACGAAAUCCUGGACGCACGUGAUAACGCUGGUGACCCCGCGUAUACAACUUACUUCUUAUCAGGAACCUUCGCAAACACCGAUGUGGUAGUAGAGAUAGACUUGUUGUCAGAUGAUGGUCAGGGUAAUUCCAUGAAUAGAGCAUGCACAAACAUCCUCAUCAACGAUAUGGACACCAACGCAGAGAGCAUUCAAUCCAACCGGGAAUACAGCACAACCAGCUCUUUUUCAGCUUGGACAAGUGGGUACACUGAGUCUGAUCUGGAGUCUUGGACAAGGUCUGGAUUGACCCGAAACGCUAACGACGACGUAUUCACUACCGCGCUACCUGUUGCUAUGAGUGCUGCGAAUUUCAACGGUGGAGGACAGUGCACUUUCGAUUUCCUAGAAACUCUUGAGUUGGGAUUCUCAAGCAAUCUUUUGUAUGUCAAUGGAGCCUGGCUUGGACCGGACCAGGGCGCCGCUCCUUCGUUAACAGAUUUGUCAACUCGAACCAACUCCAUCACUGCUGUGGUUGUUUAUUAUGACGCUCAAGGCGUAGUUGGGUUCGUUUUUUCGUUGGGAGGUGGAAACACGGCCACAUUGGGAACUACGAGCACAGCAGGAGGAGUUCUCACGCAAACUAUUCAACCAACAGGCGGCGUCCAAGGAUACGUCAGCUACAUGGACGUUGUCAUUCAAAAUUCGAGAAUCAUUGGAGUCGACGUCUCCUUUCAACCUUCUGAGGAAGAUGACGGCGACAAGCAGGAGAUCCGAUUCUGGAUGCCGUACGAUUCGUCGUCCUCGAAUUCGGUCACCUUGAGUAUCAGCGGGUUCCUCGGACUGUCUUUCGAUGAUUCCACCACCCUGUCCCUCUCAGGAGCUUCAAACUCUUUCAGUAGAGCAAUGUCUUACAGUGCUGUGGUGUACUUCUUGGUGGCUCAGACCGACUAUAGCUUCGGUUUGGGUGGAACUAGCUCGGAAAUUCUUCCGAGUGGUGCGUCUGUAAUGCCAGUAGCUGAAACCUACAGUUUCGACACUCCAAACGGAGCCCGUCUACGAUGCGAGACUAAUGGUUUGAUGGUCUACCAGAUUGAGUACGAGGCUGUUCCAGACGUCCAAACCUACCAAUUGUCAGUGAGUGAAUCUCUUUCGACUCCACCCAACAGCGCUAUUACUGCUUCCUCCAGCAACACCAAUGACUUGUACCCGACCGACAGCAGCACCCAAAGAGUAUUCCACUACUCGUCUGGCAACCAGUUUCCAAUUGUGAACGAGUUCCGAGGGUACCCAAUUGGGAUCGAGGUUUACGACAUCGGAAAUGGCUACAUCGAGGGGUUCAAAGUCAUCUACCAAGCAGAGAUCUCUACCGAAGAGAUAGAGUUCGAGCUCGCCGGAAGCCAAGCCCAAGACUCGGGUGCUGGCGGCUACUCUAUGACGUCGGUGGAUCUGCAGACCCUGGGCAUCACAAUAACUGGAUUCAACUAUGCGGCAAGCAACGCCAGAUUGAGUGGAAUACAGUUUCUAGACGAGAACGACAAUACAGUUGGCGACUGUUUCGGUCCAGCUGCUUCGUGCAACUUGGUCGGACCCCGCCAGGCGGAUUUGACCACCAGCUUCGGCACUAAUGCAGAGUACUUCAUCUCUGGGUUUACUUUGACAUUGGAUUCUCAAAAUGACGGCAUCUACGGCAUCAGCGCCACGUACACAUAUGUUGACAUGCCAACUUUGCUGAAUUCGGACCGGGUAUGUGAAUUGACUCCUCAUUACGAUUUAUACUAUUUGCGCAACACCGCCUGGACUUUCCAACUUAACCUUGAUCCGAACAACGGUAUCUGUGGAACACUUCAAUCUAUCGACAACGACGGAGACCUGGGCGACAUUCCCACUGUCCGAGAUGAUGAGCUUCCUCCCUUCUUCGACCAUGCCACAGUGUACUGGCAGGUGGUGACCCGAGAACGCGACGACGGAGCCGGAGGAGGAGUCGGCGGAACUUUCAAUGGACAAAACGGAGCAGUGAUCAGUCGCGCUGGAUCCGCAUGGGAAGCGUCUGCUUUCUGCUACUACAACGCCUCAGACAUCGUCUCGUCUGAGUUCUCAGUCACAGCGGAGCCGGGCAUCUCCGCAAGCGGAAAGAACGAGUUCACUUACAAAAUGGAGGUUGCCAGGAGCAGUGACUUCUCCAGCUUCUACACUGGCAACGAGGUGCCGACAACUAUACUCAACUCGGACUUGAAUGUUCGGGUCACUUUCCAAGACGACACUCUUGUGAACGGAUACACUGUCGUGACGAGCGACUGCUGGGCUACCCAGACUUCGGACCCCGACGACCCUACCCGAUUUGCACUCGAAACCGACUUUUGUUCUGAUACUGACUCCACGUUCCAGCGAGUAGCCAGCCCCUCUGUUGACAUGGAGUAUUUCCAGUUCAUGGCAUUUGGAUGGUAUCUUAAUGGUGCAGUCACCACCAACACCGUCUACCUGCACUGCACUGUACUCGCCUGUCCCCCCGAAGACACCACAGCCUGCGAUCUCCCAACUUGCACUACAAAACGACAGCGACGUGCACUUGGCGCACUGGAGAAUCAUCAGUCGGCUGCUCUGAGGUCUGAACAAGAGGCCAAACUGGUGACCUCUCCCCCCAUUGUGGUGAUGAGGAGGGAAGUGGAGGAGCUGCAGAUCGCGAGGAGUCCCAUCAACAACAACUACUCCCCCUUCACCACUGCCCUGGCCUGUGUCUUCACUGUGGGGGCUAUGCUGUCUCUGAUCGUGGUGGGGGGACUGUUCUUGUGUCGACGAAACAAGAUCCAAGCCAACUACCAAAGACUGAGCAGCGGUCCCUCCGAUAAUUUCGGAAUCUAGACUUGAGGAGAUGACGUCAUCACACGACUAACUCCGAAGCGAGUCCUCUGAAGUGUACAUAGACAUACAAUUUGAUUUUAUAAGAGAAGAAAACGAUCUAGUUGAAUAUUUCCACUCCUUGCAGAAGAAAACGGAGAAAAACGAGCUCAUUUUUUGAAACAUAUUCCGAAUUUUAAAGUCGUAAACAACAAAAUAUUUUCGUAAUAAUGGAAAUAUUUAACUAGGUCACAAAAAAGUAACGCUGUUGUAUAGAACCAACUACAAUUAUAUGAUAUCUAUCAUUCGGAAACUACUCAUCAUUUCGACAUUUCGAAAUUUACAAGAGUGAAGGUCUCGAUUAUUUUUUACCUGCUUUGUAAAUAUCAAAAAUAAAGCUUUCAUUGCUG
This is a messenger RNA of Symsagittifera roscoffensis, 4460 nucleotides long. RefSeq lists its product as uncharacterized. The transcript has 23 exons. The coding region runs from base 280 to 4074 and encodes 1264 amino acids. Lineage: Eukaryota; Metazoa; Xenacoelomorpha; Acoela; Convolutidae. The record is from RefSeq and is a predicted model, not a curated record. Gene Ontology annotation, cellular component: cell surface.